AUGGGUUGCUGCGUCUCCUCCUCCCCCCAACCGGAGAACCCCAACUCCAACAACGAUGACCACCACCACACCCCCGACACCAAUGCCAACCGCCCUCAUCACCCUCCGUCGCAGCCCCCAGCCGGAAGAACAGCGCCCAUCCCCCAUUACACUCUUGCGGAGAUUAUGGAGGCGACGAAUGGAUUCUCCUUCGAGAACAUCAUCUCAGAAGGCGGCGCCAGUAGAGAAGCCGGCGCUAAAGUCCUGAACUCUGUCUACAGGGGCUGUCUUCAUAGCGGCCAACAGAUAGUCGUCAAGAGGUUCUCCUGGGACGCCUGGCCUGAUGAAGAGCAGUUCAGGGAGCAGGCGAUUGCAGUGGGACGGUUGAGACACCGGCGGCUUGUGAACUUGAUUGGGUACUGCUGCGAUGAGGAUGAGCGGCUUCUUGUGGCGGAGUUCAUGCCCAAUGAUACGCUUGCCAAGCAUCUUUUCAACCUUAAAACAGAGACCAUGGAGUGGUCUAGGCGCUUGAGAGUCGCAUGCUAUGUAGCACAAGCUUUGGAAUACUGUAGUGAUGAAGGGCGAACUGUGUAUCAUGAUCUGACUUCAUAUAAAGUUCUCUUUGAUGAGACCGGUAAUCCUUGCCUUUCUUGUUUCGGUCUUGUGAAAAAUAUUAGGGAUGGAAUAAGUGACAACACUAACAUUGCUUACAUUCCUCCAGAAUACGUAGAAGGAUUGAUCACUUUUGAAAGCGUGAUAUUCAGCUUUGGCAAUGUGCUACUAUUUCUACUAACCGGAAAACAAAUUCCACCAGACCUCGCCCUGGACAAGAUAAGGAGAAAUAAUAUGCAUACCUUUAUGGAUUCUCGUGUGAAGGGUCAAUAUUCCAUUAAAGAGGUAGUUGCUUUGGUGAAACUUGCCUCUCAAUGUUUGCAAUAUUUGCCUAAGGACCGACCCACUAUAAAACAAGUUAUUGCAAGCCUUGAACAAGUUCAAAGCAAUGCCAGGGAUGCUGGGGCACCAACUAAUGCAAUGCAAGGGACUCAGGGGCAAGAUAAAACCUCAUCAAAGACUCAGACGAAAGAUAAAACCCUACUAAUGUCGAGGAGUUCCAAGCAAGAUAAAACCUCACCAAUUCCUCAACCAACUUCCUUGCAAAUGGCUGAAGCUGUUGCCAUAAUGGACCUCCCAGCCAUUCAUCAGAUUCUAGUUUUCGAAGGCUACAAAGGUGAUGCAACAAGUCGGGAGUUGACUUUUAGAGACUCAACACAACACAUGGAAGAAAUGUUGCAGACUAGGUGGAAAGGUGACUUGGCCUUCAAUAGUAAAGAUCUUAAGACAGCUUUUGAGUGCUAUUCUCAGUUUCUAGAUGGGGCAAAAGUAAUUUCACCUACUGUGUAUGUGAGGAGAAGCCUAUGCUACCUUAUGUUUGAUCAACCUCACGACGCCCUUCGUGAUGCCAUGCAAGCACAGUGCAUUCAACAGCGCAUUAAUGCAGAUUGGCCUAUUGCAUGCUACAUGCAGGCAGUUGCCCUAAGCCUGCUGAAUCGGGACAUUGAUUCCGCAAACAAGUUGAAGGAAGCAACUGCAAUAGACGAGGCACUUGACACUCUUCUCAAGAGGAUGUUGUCAGAUACCAGUUAAGGUGGAAUUGGAUGCUGAGGUGAAAGUUCUGCUCAUUGCCUUAUACCACGCCAGCUUGGAAUGUGCGAG
Dioscorea cayenensis subsp. rotundata (Guinea yam) is the source of this 1692-nucleotide messenger RNA. RefSeq names its product serine/threonine-protein kinase BSK1-2-like. Gene Ontology annotation, molecular function: ATP binding; protein binding; protein kinase activity. Lineage: Eukaryota; Viridiplantae; Streptophyta; Magnoliopsida; Dioscoreales; Dioscoreaceae. The record is from RefSeq and is a predicted model, not a curated record. Gene Ontology annotation, biological process: brassinosteroid mediated signaling pathway; protein phosphorylation. The coding region runs from base 1 to 1623 and encodes 540 amino acids. The transcript is spliced from 10 exons.